GUCAGUCGAUGAAGAGCCAUUUCCGCCAAAUAAAAUAAAACAAUCGCUGGCUAAAUGUAAUCGAAGAAUAGAACGGAACAAAAGCAGUCUGGCUUCGUGUAAUCAACUCAGAUAUUGGGGGAUUCACUUAGCAGGGGUUGAAGGGAAACCUGCGAGUAUUGUCUCACAUAUGGGCUCCCUUCAUUUGCCAACAACUCAACCAAGACUAUAUCGAUUAUUGUUUGGCUAUCGCCCCGAAUUAACACAGAGUCGCUGGUUCCUCGACCUUCCGCCAAAAAAUAUUUGCGAAAGUUAUGUCUGUUAUUCGGUUUAACGGUCUGCGAGCGAACGAUCGUUGACAUCGAGUCGACGUGAUGGAAGAAUCACUUCGCAGCGAAUCAAUGCGCACGCAUUGCUUUCUCGCGAAUAGACGAGCGACCGUUGGCGUCGAACAAAGGUCGGUGAUACACGCGUUUAACAAUGAAUAUUCGCUUGUUUAUCAGUGAAAUUAAAAAAAGGCCAGUUCUGUGGGACCAUUCCAACCGGCAUUAUUACAGCAAGAAUGCCUUAAACGACGGAUGGCUCGAAAUCGCGAAAAUGUUCGACAUCGAAGUUUAUUCAGCUAAACAGAAAUGGAAGAACCUGAGAGACACAUUUCGCGUCGAACUGAAGAAAACCAAGAGGUACAGAUCUUCAGACGGGACGUCGAGGUGCAUUUGGGCCUAUUAUGAAGAUAUGUACUUCAUUAAGGAUAUCCUAAGGACAAGACGAGCACCAGAUCCCGAACUACCAACUGCUAGCCCUGAAAUAACCGAAGUCGCCAAUGAAACCAUCAAGACUGAGAAAGACUCAGUCACUUAUUCGCCAAGUCGCCUAACUGACGAUGCCUCAAACAUUGUUAUUGAAAAUGUUACCUCGCUACAUGCCGACAGUGAUGUCGAUACGACAAACGAGCAGAUUGACCAAAGAGGGGUUAAGAGGAAAUGGUUCAAGGAGGAACAAACGGAAGGGAAUGAGGACGACCAAGAUGACGACUUACUGUUCUUUCGGAGUUUGCUUCCCUUUGUCAAAAAAUUGGACCAAGACAAAAAAUUGUUGUUCCGGAUGAAUGUCCAACAAAUGUUGUAUGACCAGUUGUAUAAUAAUUAAUAAAUUAAGUUUCUUCUU
Tribolium castaneum (red flour beetle) is the source of this 1146-nucleotide messenger RNA. RefSeq lists its product as hypothetical. The coding region runs from base 460 to 1128 and encodes 222 amino acids. Gene Ontology annotation, molecular function: DNA binding. Gene Ontology annotation, biological process: regulation of transcription by RNA polymerase II. The record is from RefSeq and is a predicted model, not a curated record. Lineage: Eukaryota; Metazoa; Arthropoda; Insecta; Coleoptera; Tenebrionidae. Gene Ontology annotation, cellular component: nucleus; transcription regulator complex. The transcript is spliced from 2 exons.